AUGACAACAAAUCCCAUAUUAGUGGCGAUAUCACUGAACACGUUGUUUCCAGAAGUGGAGGACUAUUGGCUGCCAAUACUACCGACAGUGAAGACCAUCGAUGAUCUCAAACGACAUAUACUGACCACUGAAUCAAACGGUCGAUCAAUCGGUGAAUUCCCCGAUGAUAUCGGUCUGUAUCUCGAAAAUGCUUUACUUCGGGACAACACAUCCAUCGACUGUCUUCGAGACAGAGAUUAUAUUGAAAUCCGUGCGAAACCUGUGGCCAAACGAAGGAUCAGUUCUUCGGCGGACAAUACUUCUGACCGCAAGAGACAUAAAAAUUCUGCUCCUGAGUGCGUUACUAUCGAUGAAUCAGACGAAGAGUCUGUUGGCAACGGUUCCGCAAAGACAACGGGGUAUACGGCCGAAGACUUUGGCAAACGCUCGGAGAGUCACUCAUUUGGUCCGAUUGAUAGUCAAUCUCAAGUCAGUGGUGGGCGCAAUCCAUCAGUAGAUUCCUCGGCAUCUUUUGCCACCAAUUAUUCCGUCAUUACAUCGACGGCACAAUUGGCCGACAAAGUGGUCGCAAAAGCAGACACUGAAUGGCAAAGCGAUGCCUUCACCCGAUUUAGGAGCCGUUUUAACGACACGUCCACCGGUAGUCAAUUGUUUAGCCAACCCGUGGCUAGUGAUUGCCGGUCAGCACCGCAUUCCUCCACACCAUUGCCGACCAAUUGGCCACAGAUCCGCUACACGACACCAUUUGGGCUGUCGAAGAAUGACAGCCAAUGGCGUGACUUUACUCCCAUUGAUACGACCGUUUGGUCCCGAAGUGAACCACUAUUUACGGCCAGCAUUAAGACCAUCGAUGAUAUCAGAGGACAUAUACCGACAAAUGAACGCAUCGAUAACAGUGACCACUAUAUGCCCGCUAACUCUUCGGCGGACAAUACUUCUCCCGCAACACAUGAGUGCAUUACUGUCGAUGAUUCCGAUGACGAGUCAAUGAAUGGCCGAUCGGGUGAUCAGACAAUCGUUGAUAUGGACUACCAAUUGAAGGCUUUAAUGAGUGAUAUUAUUAGUAAAGUUGAGAGUCAUUUAUCUGAUCCGACAGAUUCCUCGACAUCGAUUGCCAACACUUUGACCAUCGAAUCGGAUGGCAAAUGCGAAACAGGCGUCGAAAGUGAUGACAAAUCAGUGGACAACAAAUCCCAAGAUAUAGCGGCAAAGAAUGUGGUACUCGAGAACGAAUCCAACGGUUCCGUCGACUGUUCGUUCAAUACUACGGCCAGCAUAUCGUCGGCAGCGGUGGUCACACAAUCGGGCGACGAAUGUAACAUCAGAUGCGUUGCUAUGGAAACAAUCGCACCCGAAGUCGGUUUGCGACCCAUACCAGCGCCCGUCUGUUUGCAACCCAUACCAGGGCAUCUGUAUGAACUGGACUGUGACCAUCGCUAUUCAGAGCCAUUAGACGUGCUACAUACAUGUUUUAAGUGCGAAACGUGCGGCGCCAUAUAUCUACUCUGA
Medioppia subpectinata is the source of this 1509-nucleotide messenger RNA. The record is from the annotation of a GenBank genome assembly. NCBI's taxonomy places the organism in Eukaryota, Metazoa, Arthropoda, Arachnida, Sarcoptiformes, Oppiidae.